AAACCCCCUUCUCUCUCUGCUGCAGCAAACUCACUGGCCAGUGACCACCUUGGGUUCACAAACUCCUGCACAGGAACUCUCUCUCUCUAUUACUAGCACCCACAUUGGCGACAAAAUGCCAGGCUCUGGUUCACUUCUGAGACAGCUCAGCGGGAAAGAAGCUUGGAGCUCUACCUCGAAGAGGUGGGCUGUUGGUGUGGGAAGUGGAAGCAAGAGGUACAACUCUGCCAACGCCGGGAGAAGCUUGGACCCAAUGGAAGGGCUCGAGCAAAUGUAUGGCGGGGAGAAUGGCGGGUCGGUGAUGAGGAAGAGGGUGAUGGUGGUGGUGGACGAGAGCUCUCGCUCCAAGCAUGCAAUGAUGUGGGCCCUCACUCAUGUGGCCAACAAGGGCGACUUGCUCACCCUGCUUCACAUCAUCCCUCCUGGAGCCGAGAGAUCUGCUUCUCCUCCUUCCUCUGAUUCUUCUUCUUCUUCUUCUUCUUCUUCAACUUCUCCAUAUCUCGCCAAUUCUCUCGGGUCUCUCUGCAAGGCUUCUAAACCAGAGGUGGCAGUGGAGGCACUAGUGAUACAAGGUCCAAGGAUGGCCACUGUGAUGAGCCAAGUGAAGAAGCUGGAGGUCUCAGUGCUCGUGCUGGGCCAGAAGAAACCGUCCUCUCUCAUCCGCUGCCUGUGCGGGGCCAGCGGAUCUGAGGAGUUCGUGGAGCAAUGCAUCAACGGAGCAGAUUGCUUGACCAUAGGAGUGAGGAAGCAGAGCAGAGGUAUGGGUGGCUAUCUCAUCAGCACCAGAUGGCAGAAGAACUUCUGGCUCUUGGCCUGAGUUUGAGUUGGCUCCCUUUUUCUUUAAUUUUUCUCCUUAUGUUUUAAUAAUCUUGUGAAAGUUAUUAAUUUCCUAGUCUAUCAUCAUUGCUGUAGUAUAGUAGUAGAAGCAGUAGUGCAGAAUCCGAUGAAGGGAAGGGGUUAUUUAGAAGUAUCAUAUAAUAUGAUUCUUAGGUAUGUAUAAUAAUUGUAGAAUCUAGGACCAGGACCUUCAAUCAUGUAAUCUAAUCUAAUAUGGUAGUAUCUAAUCUAUCAGAUGAUGUAGAGAUCUGUCUA
This is a messenger RNA of Syzygium oleosum, 1092 nucleotides long. RefSeq lists its product as uncharacterized. The transcript has 3 exons. NCBI's taxonomy places the organism in Eukaryota, Viridiplantae, Streptophyta, Magnoliopsida, Myrtales, Myrtaceae. The record is from RefSeq and is a predicted model, not a curated record. Bases 116 to 817 code for a protein of 233 amino acids.